Messenger RNA from Rhododendron vialii, 928 nucleotides. RefSeq lists its product as uncharacterized. Gene Ontology annotation, biological process: DNA-templated transcription; termination of RNA polymerase III transcription. Gene Ontology annotation, molecular function: DNA-directed RNA polymerase activity; nucleic acid binding; zinc ion binding. The transcript is spliced from 4 exons. The record is from RefSeq and is a predicted model, not a curated record. Bases 211 to 546 code for a protein of 111 amino acids. NCBI's taxonomy places the organism in Eukaryota, Viridiplantae, Streptophyta, Magnoliopsida, Ericales, Ericaceae. Gene Ontology annotation, cellular component: RNA polymerase III complex.
UGGAAGACAUUGCACUCGUCUCUCCCUCCCUCCCUCCCUCCCUUCUCGACGAGCUUCGGAGGGGUACACAACUGCAUAGGAGCGUUAGGGUUCGCAAUCUUCUGGAAAAUCGUAGUUUCGGAGUGGCUCGAUUUACUAGACAAGAUACUGCAUUUGCACUGACAAUCAGAAAACCAUUACAGCUAUAAGGUCUGUUACAAGAUUAAGCAGAUGGAAUUUUGCCCAAUUUGUGGGAUCCUGUUGCAAUAUGAGUUACCUAAUUUGAGCAACCCUGCCAGAUUUUUCUGCCCCACUUGUCCAUAUGUAUGUCAUAUAGAGAGAAAGGUAAAGAUAAAGAGAAGGCAACACUUAGUAAAGAAAGAGAUAGAACCCAUCUUCUCCAAAGAUGACCUGAAGAAUGGGCCCACAACUGAAGCAAACUGCCCAAAUUGUGGUCAUGGGAAGGCUGUUUUCCAGCAACUUCAGAUCAGGUCUGCUGAUGAGCCGAUGUCAACAUUUUACUUGUGCCUGAACGAGAAAUGUGGGCACCAGUGGCGUGAAGACUAAGUGUUUUUUGGCUCGUGUAGACUAAAUGUUACCCAGCAUACAUAUUGCUUUUGCUCCAUGCAGUUUGCAUAUGGCCAUCGUUCCUAUCGUGGACCAUUAUUUUCCUAUUAUAUGUUGAGCAAUGUUUGCUUUUAGUUGCUCCAAUUUUGGAUCUCCUAGGAAGAUUUAAAUAGAAGCUUGAUAGGAUAUAGGGAAAGUAAGCAUCUUGUUGCCUGUAUCACUUGGGAGUUGGGAAUAUUGAGAUUACCCUCGCACUUGUUCUUUAAUUUUUUUCGUAUUUUCCUCUCUAUUGAUAGUCUUCUACUGUAAUAGGUUUCACUCUCAGUGACUUUUUUUUUUACUUGUUUUACUUAUCCAAAAUUUGGCCAUUGCAUUGUUUGAA